CCCCUUUCUCUUUGCUGUCUGUAUUUCGGUAUCUUGCUCUCUGGGGUGUCCUUGCCCGUUUUUCUUGUAAACAUCAUCAUCAAGAGUUUUUUAACCUCCUCUAAUAAGAGCUUACCAGAAUCGUCCUCGGUAUCAUCUCUGUUUGCCCCCUUAAAUUAAUUUAUCUUCCUCUGCGUCCAUUUUAAUUGAACCAUUUUUUUUUAAAGCACAUAAUUAGCAUUUAAAUCUCUUUCCUACAGUCUCUUGCACUCCCUUCAUCGCUCUCUCUCCCCUUUCUUACUCUAGCAGACUCUACAUGUCUCAGUCGCUAAGGCAACCGAUGCUUUUUUUUCUUUUUUUUUUCCUCGCUUGCUCUCUGUAUCUCCCCCGUUUCUCUCUGUCUCCCUCUCUCAUUCCCUCUCUCCACUGCCAGAGAGAGAGAUGAUCGGAGGAGCGGCGUCUCAGUGAACAGAGCGAAGCGAUGGAGAGAUGCUCCAUCUCUCCUGUCACACAACUGACUGCCCUUCGCUGCCUCACCUGCAUUCUCCUGGUUGCUCUGGUGACACGGCCCUCCACCUGUAACCGUGACAAUAGUGAGGGCGAGGAGCAGGCAGACGCCCAGUCGGUCCAGCUGUCCGUCACAGCCCAGGUCACACCCACCCCUCUGUGGGCGGUGGUCUGGGGUCCAACGCAGCCUCUGGAGGAUGAGACCUAUCACUUCCUUUCAAGCCAGGAAACUGACCCCUUGCACCGCCGUGGGCAUCAGCAGGAGGCCGGCACCACCGGGUCUAACUGGCCCUCUAGCAUGCAGCCCAGAGAGGACGCACCGCCGGAGUCUGAGGACCUGGAGGGGGUUGAGGACGGAGGGACGGGGGCGGAGGAGACGGAGCUUGAGGAAGUGGACCCUCAGUUCUACGUCACCGUGACCAUCUCCUCGCUGCUCAUCCUGACGGCAGUCAUCAUUACAGCUAAACUCUGUUACGACCGCAGCUGUUCCCAGCAUCCACCCCCUCUUUCCCGUGGCGUGGCCCCCCCACUCUCCCUCGCGCUUCCUCGUUCCCUUGCUUCGGAGGACAGCCGGCAGACGUUGCACAGCACCUCCUCCUCCUUCACCGACAGGGAGAGGAUCCCAGUUGUGAACCUCUGAGCGGUUGCUCCAGAUGGUAAACAUUUCUCCCGGGCCUGAAGAACAUCAGCACAGCCAGAGGGUUUCCCCCGCAGCGACGUUUAUCUCCUCUGAAACUGUGAAAGGAAUCCAGGGGUCCCAGGUAUCCCGCCAUCGCCAAAACUUCCUCGGCUUCCUCGAGGUCUAAAAAGCCCAAACACACCAACCUGCCGCUCCCUCCCUCCCCUCCUCCCUCUGCGCUUGGUAUACAUUUCUUUCAUGUGGCUCAUGCGUCACUGUUACCUCCCCCCGUAUGGACCCCGAGCUCCGCCAGCCAAGCGCUCCCUUUCCUCGAACCCGCCAUGACUAAUUCUCAAGAAGCACUUCAAUAGACCCGCAACGUCCAAUUGCAUCUGAAAUUCAUUACAACUGUUGAUCCGGUGAUUCGGCUGACCGUGUGAAGCUGUUUGGUGUCUUUCAUGAAAUGACGCUCAUCAAAUUCAGCUCAGUUCAGCAGGCUUGUAUCUGGUUCGCAAACGGUUAAAAAGGCAUUCUCAGCAUCGCCAAACACUGAACGGGGUAUUUCACAAAGCUGUUUUGGCACGGAUGUAGCCAACGGGCAAUGUGUUUAACAUGUCACGCUCCAAAAACUGCUGUUUAUUCCCCGCUUUGGGCGCCCGGAAUGCAAAUAUUGUGUGGCUUUUUCCCCGCGCAUUGAGUAGAGGAGUCGGUUUUGUUUUGGUAUUUCCUCAUGAUUUGAUCGCUUAAUUAUCUGGCUGACGUUCACAUCUUUGUCGAGUCUUUGUGAGCAGCCUCUGUUCCUGCUGGACUGUGUUCGAGGUGCGUUAAGCGUGUAGUACUUCCAGCGGCGGGGAUAAAAUAUUCAGAGCGGGAAUGGAUAGAGGCAUUAGUGUUGAAAAUCAAUGACUCCCAAAAGGUUUUGGAUGGUGCACAACAAAGACGGAUUUUUGUUGUCAUGGAAAUGAGCAUCUGUGAACUGUACGUGCGUGAUCAAAGGACUGAUGUUACCAAGAUGUUUGUUUUUUUCCCCCCCAACUGAUCAAUCUGGAAACACAAAACCGCCAGCUUUCCUUUUCAGCACUUCUCCAGUCACUGUGUAUAAACUGUCUUGGGUGCACCGAUCACUUCAUCAAGGAGCAUCAUUUCUGUCCAAUGAAUCUGUAUGUACAGCGUAUGAAAAACCUGGGAGAGUAGCUUCAAAUCUAUUAUUCAUAAAUGUCUAUUUCACCUAUCAAUAAGUGAUGUCUUAUCAAACCUUUGACUCAAACAUCAGUUUGUGUUUGCCAACUUUUCUAAGCAGCUUUGAGACAUUAAGUAUUUUCCCCUACAGACAUAACGCUGGUGGCCUCAUGCGUGACUCGUGCUAUCCUCCAGAUAUCUCGUCUCGUGAUUUUUAGUAGCAGUCCUGUAGAAAUGUGGUCUUUCUGUACCAUGGAAGUUCAAUAAAGACUCAACACUGGCCUUUUA
Molecule: messenger RNA, 2572 nt
Organism: Gasterosteus aculeatus aculeatus (three-spined stickleback)
Lineage: Eukaryota; Metazoa; Chordata; Actinopteri; Perciformes; Gasterosteidae
Gene: pianp
Product: PILR alpha associated neural protein
Biological process (GO): regulation of immune response
Cellular component (GO): membrane
Source: RefSeq, a predicted model, not a curated record